UAUUACAGCAAAGCUUAUCUCUCAAAGCUCAGUGUAAUCUUCUCCUUUUCCUGCUCUUCGCCUUUCCCAACAGGACAUUGGUUUUAUGCAUGAACAAGUCGAGGAUUGCCAAAAGUGAAAUGGGUAAUUGCUGGUUCGGAGGAAAAAAAAGGGAGUAAAAAUUUUGGUUAAAAGGCCUGAUUUUUGUUUAAUCUUGGUUGACAUAGGAAAGAAAAUGUACUUUCGGUUGGUCUUUUGAGAGGGGAUUUGGUAUAUUAGGCUUUUAGCUAUGUUAGUUUAUCAAUUCCAGGUUCAGGUUGGGUUAUCAAUGUCGGGUUCGGGUUUGAAGAACCAUGAAUGAGAGGGGAGUUUAGGGUCUGCCCUGUGCAUGCAUGCAUUUAUUCUUGAAAUAAAAUGUAUCUGAUAAUUUCAUUUCUCUAAGAGAAGUAGAAAGAUUUUUACUUAUGUUCCAUGUUGCGUAUAUGGGAAAAGAUGUGUCCGGAUGAUUUGGACUGAUGAGAGUUGAUAUGAAUGGUCGGGUCUAAUUCCAGGCUCUAAUUUUUGGAGCUCACUGGUAAACUUCAGGCGUGCCGUGUGCGGUUGUUGGGGUGGGUUUCAGGUGGACUUUAAGAAUGAUAUAGUUUUCAUGGAGUUUUUUGUUUCGAGAUUCAGACAAACGUGGGUUAAGUAAAGGUGGGUUACAUGGGAAUUCAUAAAAUGGGGUCUCAAGGCGAUGGUGGUAGUAAUGGCAAACAGUUACAAUGUCAGCAGUUAACACGGCAAAGUUCAAUGUAUAGUCUCACGUUGGAUGAGGUUCAAAAUCAGUUGGCUGACUUGGGAAAACCUCUGAACAGCAUGAACCUGGAUGAGCUUCUCAAGAGUGUAUGGAUUUUGGAGGGUAACCAGACUUUUGGUAUGGACACCGAAGGAACAGUAGUGACCAAUCAAACUUCUCUGCAGCGUCAGGCAAGUUUGUCGUUAUCAAGUGCUUUGAGCAAGAAGACGGUUGAUGAGGUUUGGAAAGAUAUUCAACAAAGUAAAAUUGACGGGGAAAGGAAAUCUAGAGAAAGGCAGCCUACCCUUGGAGAAAUGACAUUGGAGGAUUUUCUCAUGAAGGCUGGAGUUGUUACUGAAGCAUCUACUGAUGAAAAUGUUGGUGCUCCAAUUGCUGAGGUCGAUCCAAGUGUUGCACCACAGUUUGCACAACACAGUCAGUGGAUGCAGUACCCGCAACAACCCCAAUAUCAUCAUCCACAACAAAGUAUAAUGGGGGUUUAUAUGUCGGCCCAGCCUAUGCCACAGCCAUUAGCCUCAGUGACUCCUGGUGUAAUGGAUGUCUCUUACACGGAGAACCAGGUGGCAUUGCCUUCGCCUUUGAUGGGAACAUUAUCAGAUACUCAGACAUCUGGGAGGAAAAGAGGUACUCCUGAGGAUAUAGUUGAAAAAACUGUUGAAAGGAGACAGAAGAGGAUGAUAAAGAACAGGGAAUCUGCGGCGCGUUCACGAGCAAGGAAGCAGGCUUAUACUGAUGAACUGGAGAACAAAGUUUCACGACUUGAAGAGGAAAACGAAAGGCUGAGGAAGCAGAAGGAGCUGGAUAAGAUGUUGCCGUCUGCACCACCACCGGAGCCAAAAUAUCAGCUUCGUAGAACGUCAUCAGCCCUAUUCUAACAAUUUCCGUGACGGAUACUAUGGAAGUUUUGCGUAUACAAACCAGCUUGUGGCUUCUGUUUCUAGUUUCAAUCGAGGCAUAAGAUAAAAAAAACAAGUGAGCACCACAAUUUGAUGGUUGCUUCGAACUUGUAAGUUUUUUUUUCUUCCCCAUGUAUCUAACUUGUUUUUACUGUGAAAUCAAUUCAAACUAUAAAUCUUCAUGCUA
Messenger RNA from Hibiscus syriacus, 1858 nucleotides. RefSeq names its product ABSCISIC ACID-INSENSITIVE 5-like protein 2. The coding region runs from base 682 to 1650 and encodes 322 amino acids. Gene Ontology annotation, cellular component: nucleus. Gene Ontology annotation, molecular function: DNA-binding transcription factor activity. The record is from RefSeq and is a predicted model, not a curated record. Gene Ontology annotation, biological process: positive regulation of DNA-templated transcription. The transcript has 4 exons. NCBI's taxonomy places the organism in Eukaryota, Viridiplantae, Streptophyta, Magnoliopsida, Malvales, Malvaceae.